ACGCCAAGGGCACCAUCCGGGAGAUCGUCCUGCCCAAGGGCCUGGACCUGGACCGGCCCAAGCGGACCCGGACCUCCUUCACGGCGGAGCAGCUGUACCGCCUCGAGCUGGAGUUCCAGCGGUGUCAGUACGUCGUGGGGCGCGAGCGCACCGAGCUGGCCCGGCAGCUCAACCUGUCAGAAACACAGGUCAAGGUGUGGUUUCAGAACCGCCGGACCAAACAGAAGAAGGACACCACCAAGGACUCAGACAAGCGCUCCUCCUCCACGUCAGAGUCUUUGGCCACCUGCAACAUCCUGCGCCUCCUGGAGCAGGGCCGCCUCCUGUCGGGUCCCGCUCCCCCGCCCAACUCCCUCCUGGGACCGGCCCACUCGACGAACGGCUCCCUGCUGGGGAGCCCAGGCGGGGGCUCCUCCACCUCCCCUGGGAUCAGCAGCAGCACUCCUCCCAGCUCCCUACCGGGGGGCACGUUCGGGCUCUCUCUGCCGUCGCUGGGCGGCACCCCGUCGUCUCCGCGGCUGGGCGUCCCACCCCCCCACUCCCUCUGCUUCUCCAUGCCCCUGCUGGGGGGCGCUCACCACGAACUGACGUCCACCUACGGCUGCGGCUCCUCGGCCUUCGAGCCGUACAUGAGGCUGGACAGAAAGGAGGCAGAUCUAGGUGGGAAGAAAACAGUUUCCUAAGUAGCACGUUUUGCUUUUAGGCACUAGGGGACGAUGACUUGCGCGAGGGCGUCCCCUCCGCAUGUCGCCCUGCCACAUGUCUGCCACACGAGCAGCUGCGGACAGGCCAAGGAAGGAUUUAAGUGAUGGGGGGGUUGCUUUCCGGUAGCGCCGUUUUGUGCCACAGCACAACGAUACAAAACAGUAAAAAAAAAAAAGACUCGAUGGGAAGUGAUAUCACUCACCCACGCAAAAAAAGGAAAGAAAAGAAAAGAUUUUUGCAAAUUUUCUGCGUGUGUGUUUGUUGCAGACAGAUGUUUUUAUCACCACUCGCUUUACAGUAGUUUUCAGUGACUCUUCACUUUUUGUCCUGUGGGUUUGUGUGUGUGUGUGACUUUUCUCUCUUUACAGGUCUUUGGUUAAUGUUCAGGAAAAAAACAAAGCAAAAGAAAAAACACACUUGACACGACUAUUUUCAGCCCAGUCCUAUCAGAAAACGUGUAAUAGGACUGUUAACAUCUCUAUAAUUUUAAGUGUUCCAGUCCAUACGAAGAAAUGCUAAAACAUAUGGAACUCAAGUUGAUUUUUUUAUUGUAUAGUGACAUUUUUUACAUUCACACAGUGGAAUUUAGGCCCUGUUGUUAAUUUCUCAUUAGGCUGCGAGCGUUGGCAACUUGUCAGUGAACAUUUAUGAGAGAAAUCUCCAAAAAUGCUCAAAUCCUUCUUUAAUUUCUUUGUGAUUCACAGUUUUGUUGCUUGAAUUUUGAACACGUCAAAAAAUCAGACAGACAAAUCUUCUCAUAGUCAGACAGUGAUCUGAAACCUUCUCAAUUUAGUUUUUGUAAAUUCUAGAGCGCCAGAGCUGUAUUAUGACACAAAGAGCACGUUUGGUGGCCGAGAUGUGGUUUGUUAGAGGUGUUUUUUCAAUGGGCCAGCACCACAUAAACCAAACCCCAACUGAGCCAUCUUAAAAACAGUGCCAGACCUGGCCCACAUCUGCACGACAAACCACUUGCCAUGCCAGUAGUCAGUCAUCAGUGCAAGCUUGAGAUCAGGUUUGGCCCAAACCUAUGUUUGCUCCUAUGACUAAAAAAAAA
Austrofundulus limnaeus is the source of this 1759-nucleotide messenger RNA. RefSeq names its product ventral anterior homeobox 2 (gene vax2). Lineage: Eukaryota; Metazoa; Chordata; Actinopteri; Cyprinodontiformes; Rivulidae. Gene Ontology annotation, biological process: neuron differentiation; brain development; central nervous system development. Gene Ontology annotation, cellular component: nucleus. Gene Ontology annotation, molecular function: RNA polymerase II cis-regulatory region sequence-specific DNA binding; DNA-binding transcription factor activity, RNA polymerase II-specific. The record is from RefSeq and is a predicted model, not a curated record.